Aspergillus oryzae RIB40 is the source of this 1587-nucleotide messenger RNA. RefSeq lists its product as uncharacterized. Lineage: Eukaryota; Fungi; Ascomycota; Eurotiomycetes; Eurotiales; Aspergillaceae. Bases 1 to 1587 code for a protein of 528 amino acids. Gene Ontology annotation, molecular function: carbohydrate:proton symporter activity. The transcript is spliced from 4 exons. Gene Ontology annotation, cellular component: membrane. Gene Ontology annotation, biological process: transmembrane transport; carbohydrate transport. The record is from RefSeq and is a predicted model, not a curated record.
AUGGCUGAGGUGAGUAUAUCGACGACAACAUUAUGGCAGAACCGAAAAUGUCUUUUCCUCUGCUCUCUGGUCUCAAUGGCCAACCUGCAAUAUGGAUUUGACCUGGCCGCUAUUGGAUCUCUCCAGGCUAUGCCAGGGUUCCUCAAAGUAUUCGGGUACCCAGACCCAGGAUCUGAGGGGGGUAUGCAAUGGACCACGGUUCAACAACUGAUAACAUCUCUCCUAACCCUGGGUUCCUUCGUUUCUUCACUGGUAGCAGGGUUCUUCUCAGCCUAUCUAGGCCGUCGGCAUGCCUUGUGGCUUGCUUGUAUCGUGAACGCCAUAGCAUGCACAAUUCAAAUAGGCGCCCCCUCAGCAGGAGUUCUAUACCUUGGGCGAUUGUUACUAGGAUUCGCGAAUGGAUUCCUGGUGACAUUCUCCAACAUUUACACUGCGGAGGCAUCACUAGCCCACCUGCGUGGCGUAAUGGUUGCUCUGUUCGCGUACUGGGUGAAUAUCGGUAGUAUACUCGGUGCUGCGGUAGACAACAAGACUAAGGAAAGGAUGGAUCGUCUUUCGUAUCGAAUUCCCUUGGCUUGUCUAUACAUCGUCCCUACGUUCCUCUUCGUGGCAUUGUUCUUCGUCCCCGAGAGUCCGCGGUGGCUUCUCCAUCGAGGAAAAGCACAAGCUGCAAGACAAGCGCUUGAGCAACUCCGCGGUACCAGCUACGCCACCAUCCGCGCUUCAUCCAGCGGCGACGAUAGCAGCGACGAGAUAACCCCAUCUCUCCUAGAACUCGAAUGGGCCGAGAUGGUCAAAGGCGUCGAAGAAGAAAAGCGCGAACAAGGCAACGUCACAGCAUUAGACAUGUUCCGAGGAAUCGACCUCCGCCGCACAAUCCUCUGCUACAGCAUGAUCGGCUGCCAAUCCGCCUCCGGCGUAUGGUUCCUAAUCGGCUACCAAACCUACUUCUUCACCGUCUCCGGCAUAACCAAAGCCUUCGAGUUCUCGAUCAUGAACACCUGCUUCGGCUUCCUAGGCGUCAACAUCGGCAUGUACGCAAUCCGGAACUGGCUCGGUCGUCGCGCAAUCCUCAUGCUUGGCGCCAUCGCCUGCGGCCUAUGCCAGCUAGCAAGUGCUAUUGCCGCGACGGUGAGUCCGAACUCGCUUCCCACGGGUCAGGCAUUGGUCGCGUUCACGGCACUGUUCAUGUUCUUCUAUAAUGGCUGUGUUGGGGCGGCGAGUUACCCUGUUGCGACGGAGUUGGUGAGUUCGAGGUUAAGGGCGUGGACGGUCGGCACGGCUACGUCGUUGGGGUAUUUGCUGGCUUGGUUGGUGAAUUUUUGUACGCCGUAUUUUAUUAAUCCGGAGCAUUUGAAUUGGGGUGCUCGCUAUGGGUAUAUUUGGGCUGGGUCGAACUUGGCGUGUGUGGUUUUCUUUUACUUCUUUAUCCCUGAGAUGAAGGGGCGCUCGUUGGAGGAGUUGGAUGAGAUCUUUGCUGCCAGGGUUGCGGCUCGCAAGUUCAGGUCCUAUCAGUGCCUUAUUGGGGAGGCUGCGAGGAUUGCUGCUGUUCAUGCGGAGGGCCGUAAGCAGAACUGGGAGAUGUAG